AUUUGCAGGUUAGUUUUCUUAUCACAAGUCGACUUUUAUCAAUGCCUACUACUUUUGUUUAUACCGGCAUUUCACGUAACUUUGAGUAGCUUAUUUAUUAAAAUUUGACUUUAAGAGGUUUCAGAAUAGCCCACGCGUGAAUUUUCACAGCUUGCACAGUUUUAAGGUCUAGGGAGAUUUGAAGACGAGGACAUGAGUCAAUAAUAAUAAGCAGCCCAAACCGCUCGUGCUCAACUACCGAAAGCGAAGGUAGAUUUACAACCGAAAGCAUUGAAAAAGCAGCGAAGAUCGGAACUUCAUGAGAACCCGAAUGAGAUGUCACAAAAAUUUUACGGUCCUCUCGCGGUGAUCAAUUUCCUCCUUUUAUCUUCUUUAUUUCGUUCAGGGGCUUUAAACGAUGUCUCCGACUCAAAGCAAGCAGAAGAGCUAUUUAAGAGAUUGUUCAUUCAACAACGAGUCAAGCAGCUAGAGGCAGUGAAGCGGAUCAGAACUUUGGCUGGUGAGAAACGGCAGAAUCUCAUGAUUGCCACUGCAGCUGAAAGUAUUUUCAAGGUGCUCAAAUCAAGUCGAUCCAUAGUAGAAAGUUCUGGGUAUGUGCCAGGGUUGACCAGUUUUCCAGAAAGUCAAGAAACUAGAGAAGCUCUCUCCAACAUACUUGAAAACACAGCCUUGUUUGGUGAACUACUGCUACAUUUUCCUGAGAUAUCUCAUGCAGUGUUGAAAGACAGUCAUGAAUGGAAGGUGCUUUACGAAUGGAGCGUUAGAUUUAGCAAUCAAACAGAACUUUUAGACCGAAUCACAACCACCUUAAUAGAUCUAGUCAGUCAAGAAUUAAACAUUACCGAUCGGAAACCAGACUUCAUAAACCCGUACUACAAGAAACCAGCAAAGAAGUACGUUCCAUCAAAUUUUAGCGAAAAUCAAAUCAAGAAGGUGAAGAAGAAACAGAAGUUACCGCGCGGACCACGAUUGUCAAGCUCGAACAUUAAAUACGACCUUUGAUUUUACCAUCUCAGGAUAUUGGUGUAUGAUUUUCCUGAAAUUUCAAACUGCCAGGAGGAAUAUUUCACACCCUAAAAUAUUAGCUACAUAUUAUUAUCAUUGAAAUAUUAGCUUGGAUAUUGUAGAUUUUUUACUUUUUUACCAUUUGAAGUAAACGAAAUGUGCAAGGAA
This is a messenger RNA of Bemisia tabaci, 1173 nucleotides long. RefSeq names its product coiled-coil domain-containing protein 134. The record is from RefSeq and is a predicted model, not a curated record. NCBI's taxonomy places the organism in Eukaryota, Metazoa, Arthropoda, Insecta, Hemiptera, Aleyrodidae.